Messenger RNA from Esox lucius (northern pike), 2489 nucleotides. It is a transcript of the gene dnai7, whose product is annotated as cancer susceptibility 1. The record is from RefSeq and is a predicted model, not a curated record. NCBI's taxonomy places the organism in Eukaryota, Metazoa, Chordata, Actinopteri, Esociformes, Esocidae. The coding region runs from base 90 to 2285 and encodes 731 amino acids. The transcript is spliced from 16 exons. Gene Ontology annotation, molecular function: microtubule binding; beta-tubulin binding. Gene Ontology annotation, cellular component: axoneme.
UCACUGCGCGUGCUGUUGGGUUUCCAUGGUAGCCAAGGACGCAACUAGAGUCGACAUCCAACAUUGACUGAUCGUCCACGUAAAACAACAUGCCACCAAAAGAUGCAAAGUCUGCCAAAAAGAGCAAGCUCAGUAAGGCUGAAAAGGACAGACUUCAGAAAGAAAAUGAUGAGAGAAAACAAAUGGAAGAAGAAGUGGCUCGUAUCCUUGCCAAAAAAGAGGAAAAGGAGAGGUUGGAGAGAGAGAGAAAAGAUCAGGAGGAGCAGCAGAGACUGGAGCUGAAGGAUCAAGAGCGCCGAGAGGAUGAGCUGAAUGAACUCCGCCACCUACUGGAGGAGAACCAGACUGCAGUCAUAAAGUGGGAAACUGAUUCCAGAGAGAAGACCAAGUGGGACAGGUACAUGCGUUGUGAUGGGAGCCCAGAUCCUUCAGUCCAGAAGGAGAUUAACACCUUCAUCACACUGUGGAAGGAGAACACAGAAGUCCAGUUCAAACCAGUCCUAAACGAGUGUGCCCUCGCCCUACAGCUGCUAGAAGAGCUCGAGGGUCAUCUAAGGGACACGCCUGAACCAGCGGAGGCCCUGAGGUACCAGGAGACCUUGCUCACCAUCCAGGCUCUAAUUCACGCCAAACACAACCUCAUUACCGAGGAGAUACUCAAGUGGUCUAAUGCCCACUCAGACAUUGAGACGGGGAACAUGCAGAUAGUGGUCCAGGAUGAGAACAUCACGCUGUGCUUGUGGGCCAACCUCAACAAGAACCCAAGGUUUAAAGGGUUUCAGUUCGAGGAAGCAGGGCUGGGCUUUGUGCUGCCAAAGCUGCUGGCUGUGAGUGACAUCGCUGUGAGGAUCCUCCACACACGCUAUGACCACUUGUCUCAACAAGCCAACCUCAGGGGAGGGAACCCCAGCAAGUACCUGGGACAGGGUGCCAGAGAGGAGCCCACCUUAGAGGGAGGGACCCCCUUAGGAGAGACGGAUGAAGAAAGCGAGGGAAGAGAGGACACGCAGAAGGAAGGUGCAGAGGAAGUGGUGCACUCUGUCAAAGGCUCCGAAGGCAGGAAGAGCGCAGUGAGCAUGAUGUCUAUGAGAGAGGAGAGGAGUGCCAAGCAGCAGGAGGAUCUGAAAGAUAAACUGGAGAGAGGGAGUCAGAUAGAGACUAUGGGAGAAUACUCCAGGGGUGGAGACUCCACUCCCGCCCCGCUGGACCCAGUGAUUGAGAGCUGUGAGGAUCACGUUGUUGACUUGCAGCAGUACACGCCCCUGGGAGGAGUCUUCUACUUUGAUGUGUUCCAUCUGCCGCCGCAGUCCCAGCAGCUCAACGGCUGGGAGAUGAGAAAGCUAAACACAGGGCUGGAGACGUUCCCCUACCCUCCUGAGCAGUCCCAGAUGCAGGGCUCUGCCUCCAUGAGGCUGGAGGACAGCAGGGGGCAGGCCUGUCCCCCUGUAGCGGUCACCAUCACCCUGUCUGACUCUGUUCUGUUCCUGGAGGACCCCCUGGUGGCCCGCUGGGACACUGCAGGUCAGCAAUGGAGGACCGACUACAUCAGUGAAACGACCUACAACAAGGAAGAGCGAAAGAUAUCCUUCAAGAUGGACUCUUUCUACACCUUCACGUUGCUACAAGACUUGUACGCCAACAUGCCGUUCCAGAGCUGGGAGUUGAGACCCCUGGACCAAGACUCCGUCCUCCUUACUAUCAUCACAGCCAUGAUUGAAGUCAGCAUUACAGUCAAGGGUAGUCAGUGUAUGCUUCUGUCAGACCAGGAGAGUGGCCUAAAACAUAUCUUGGGCAAGUGGAUGAGUCCCCAUACUCUGCAGAGAGCCAUGGUCAAUGCUGGGGUCAACAUCUUCGUGAACCAAUACUCUGACAAGUAUGUCAGUGUUAACCCCAAGGACCAUCUGCUGGAGCAAGCUGUGUAUGAUCAGAUGGCUCUGCUCUCCUGUGCAUUUGCCUUCUCAUGGAGCAAGUGGAACAUGCACUGUGGCAAGGAGCAUAUUGCUCUGCAGGUGUGUGAGCACCUUGACCCCAUCCCAGUCCCAGAAGACUUGUGGUGUGUGUACUUGCUGGGGUCCAAGAGAAACCAGAGACUGAGGAUCAAGGAACACAGCGAGUCUUUCUCUAUAGAGCUGGAGCCCGGCAGCGAGUUUCACUCCACCUUCCUGCACAUGCUCAGGGAUGGCAUGUCUUCGGCUGGAGAGCAACGGGCUCAUAGCUCUCAUCACCUGUUCGUCAACACUGUACGCACUCUGUUACAUGCCACCCGGCCCCUCACAUACUCCUAACCAUUAGAAAAUCCAAAGCUAUGUGGGAACACAGCCCCUAAACACAGAUGGAAGAUCAGUUUAACACAUUCACCAUCCAAAUCGUAACCAUUAAGAAUUAGGUACAUCUGAUCCUGUGUCAGUGGGUAGCUUUAGCUGACUGAGCGGCACACGGUUGGCAUCACAGACUGCUCAUUGUGAAGAUUGACCUCCGAACCUCAAACA